AUGGGGUCGGUGGUGAUGUCAGCUACCUACCCCACCCAUCUUGAAACAGGGACCAAGAAGUCUAACACUGGGGAGAGCACGGUUUGGUGCGUGUGUGUGUCUCCCGCCGCCUGUGCGCUCGCGGCCGAGCGAGCUGGAGCCAUGCUGAGGGGCUGCGCCGCGCACUUGCGUGCGCUCGGGGCCCUGCGCUUCCCGCGGGGAGGCGGAAUCCCGGCACCCGGCGAGCUGAAGCCAUUUUCUUCUGAGAAGAUGGUUUACAAGGACCGUUCUAUCCCUAACCCCAGCUGGAACAAGGACAUAAGGCUCCUCUUUGACCAGUUCAUGCAGAAAUGUGAAGACGGCCCCUGGACACGCUUGCCUUCAUAUAGACAUGGAUCUACUGAAAGUAUUCAAGAUUUCAAAACCUUGUUUCACGAUGGACAGAUCACAAAAGAAGGCCACAUAAGACAGACCAAUGUCUUCACCAGAAGCUUUGAGGAUGGCCUGGGCUUUGAAUACGUGAUGUUUUAUAAUGAUGUGGAGAAAAGGGUGGUUUGCUUGUUUCAAGGAGGCCCUUACCUACAAGGAGCACCUGGAUUCCUCCAUGGAGGUGCCAUUGCAACCAUGAUUGAUACUACUCUUGGUAUGGCUGCUACUAAGGCUGGGGGGAUUGUCAUGACUGCCAAUCUCAACAUCAAUUUUAAAAGACCGAUCCCUCUUUGUUCUGUUGUUGUAAUAAACAGCCAACUUGAUAAAGUCGAAGGAAGGAAAUUUUUUGUUUCCUGUAAUGUUCAAAGUGUUGAUGAGAAGACCCUGUACUCAGAAGCAACAAGCUUAUUUAUAAAGCUGGAUCCUGAUAAAAGUCUGUGAUAAGAGCUGCUGGUGAAUUCCACACCAUUCUGCAUAAGGUGCUCCCUCCAGAGGAAGCAGUCGUCCACCCUCCUGCUCUGCUCACCCACUGCUGAACCCUCAGAGAGAAAGCCCGCUCACACUGACCUCCCUGAACAGUCUCCUGAAUAAAACUCUAGGAGCUCAGUUUCCACUUUCUAAACUUUUUAACACAGAAACGCUCCCAGCAAGAGUAUCAGCAGUUCUUCAUGUCUCCUUAGGGCAACGGUUCUCAACCUUCCUAAUGCCUCCUAAUGCCAUGACACAUUAAUACAGUUCCACAUGUUGUGGUGGCCUCCAACCUUAAAAUUAUUUUCCUUGCUACUUCAUAACUGUAAUUUUGCUACUGUUAUGAAUCGUAAUGUAAAUAUCUGAUAUGCAGGAUGUAUUUUCAUUGUUACAAAGGGGUCAUGACCCACAGGUUGAGAACCACUGCCUUCAGGUAUGUGUGUCUGGUUCUCCUGAGAUUCACAUGGUUCCUUACAGCUGCACAAGUAUAAAGUCUGUCCCACUGCACAUGGAGUAGAAACACUGUGUUGAAACUUUAGUUUUUGUUUUGUUUUUUAGGCAGUCUUAUUCCGUUGCCCAGGCUAGAGUGUCAUGGUGUCAACAUAGCUCACAGCAACCUCAAACUCCUGGGGUCAAGUAAUCCUCUUGUCUUGGCCUCCUAGAGUGCUAGGAUUACAGGUAUGAGCCACUGUGCCCAGCCCCAUGUUGAAACUUUUACUGCAAACACGGAAAUGCUACAAACCAAAUGAAGGAAUAAUAAUGCAGAUGUUACAAACCUAGCUUUGUUGAAACUGAACAAACAUCUUUUUGGUCAGAGUGGGAAACACAGCUAGUUCCUACAGGAAUGAAUACCUCAGGUCUGUCUUCUGGGAUUCUAAUAUGCACCAUUUCUGUCACAGGCUGUGCUGUUGCGUCUUUCCCCACAGUAUAGCCAUCAUCACAGAAGGGGCCUAUGUUAGUUUCCUAGGGGUGCUGAAACAAAGUGCCACAAAAACUGGGCAGUUUAAACCAGCAAUAACUCCUUGUCUAACAGUUCUGGAGGCCACAAGUCCAAAAUCAAGGUGUCAGUAAAGCCAUUUUCGUGAAGGUGCUAGGGAUGGAGCUGUUCUGUACUUCUCCUGGUUCCUGGCAGCUUUCUUGGCUUACAGCUGCAUCACUCCAGCCCUGCGUCUUCACAUGUGACCCCUGUGUGCCUUCACACCAUCUUCCCUGCGUCUUCACGUGUGACCCCUGUGUGCCUUCACACCAUCUUCCCUGCGUCUUCACGUGUGACCCCCGUGUGCCUUCACGCCAUCUUCCCUGCAUCUUCACGUGUGACCCCUGUGUGCCUUCACACCAUCUUCCCUGCGUCUUCAGGUGUGCCUUCACGCCAUCUUCCCUGCAUCGUCACAUGUGACCCCUGUGUGCCUUCACACCAUCUUCCCUGCGUCUUCAGGUGUGAACCCUGUGUGCCUUCACACAUCUUCCCUGCGUCUUCACAAGUGAGCCUAUGUGCCUUCGCACCAUCUUCCCUGCGUCUUCACGUGUGAGCCUGUGUGCCUUCGCACCAUCUUCCCUGCGUCUUCACGUGUGAGCCUGUGUGCCUUCGCACCAUCUUCCCUGCGUCUUCACGUGUGAGCCUGUGUGCCUUCGCACCAUCUUCCCUGCGUCCUCACCUGUGACCCCUGUGUGCCUUCGCACCAUCUUCCCUGCGUCCUCACCUGUGAGCCCUGUGUGCCUUCGCACCAUCUUCCCUGCGUCCUCACCUGUGACCCCUGUGUGCCUUCGCACCAUCUUCCCUGCGUCCUCACCUGUGACCCCUGUGUGCCUUCACACCAUCUUCCCUGCGUCCUCACGUGUGACCCCUGUGUGCCUUCGCACCAUCUUCCCUGCGUCCUCACGUGUGACCCCUGUAUACCUUCACACCAUCUUCCCUGCGUCUUCACAUGUGACCCCUGUGUGCCUUCGUACCAUCUUCCCUGCGUCUUCACAUGUGACCCCUGUGUGCCUUCACACCAUCUUCCCUGCAUCUUCACAUGUGACCCCUGUGUGCCUUCGCUCCAUCUUCCUUCUGUGCGUAUCUGUGUCCAGAUUUCCCCUUGUCAUAAGAACACCAGUCAUAUUGGUGGGGCCCACCUGAAGGGCCUCAUUUUAACUUGAUUAUCUCUGUAAAGACAGUAUUCCAAAUAAGGUCACAUUAUGAGGUGCUGGAGAUUAGGACUUCAACUUUUGGGAAGGCACAAUUCAGGUAAGAUUAAAAAUGUAUGAAUGGGCUCGGCACCUAUGGCUCAAGUGGCUAAGGCACCAGCCACAUACACCUGAGCUGCCAAGUUCGAAUCCAGGCCCUGCCCACCAAACAACAAUGAUGACAACUACAACCAAAAGAAAAAAGAUAGCUGGGCACUGUGGCAGGUGCCUAAUAGUCCAGCUACUUGGGAGGCUGAGGGAAGAGAAUCGCUUAAGCCCAAGAGUUUGAGGUUGCUGUGAGCUGUGACAUCACGGCUCUCUACUGAGGGUGACAGCUUGAGACUCUGUCUCUAAAUAAAUAAAUAAAUAAAUUUCUUUUAAAAAUUAAAAAAAUAAAAAUGAAUGAAUGGGGAAACUAAUGUUCUAGAAAACAUAUUCCCUCUGCUUCCUAAUUCAGGCAAUAGAUUUUCUGGGCUUCAGUUUCUUGCCUUUCUUUCCCUUAACUGAAAGUUUAAGUCAAACCAUAUGAAAUCAUUUUCGAAGGUCAGAACGGUCAAAUAUUGUCAGUUUUCUAUGGUCUAACGUAGUAACUCAAGGAAAGCCUGGUAAUACCCUGUCCAUCAUCCUUCCACACAGAAAGUCAGCUGAAGCGCUGGGAUGGCUAAGCCAGAAGAAGACCCAAGUCCUGGGGGCUGUGUCUCCAGGGCCUCGCUGCAGGAACACUACCAGUAGAUGAGAGGCCCAGCAGAAGGAUGGGGUACACUACACAGGUGAAGCUGGUAGUUCCUUCUCCUUAGAAACUGAUAAGCUUGGGAAAGUGCCUGGCAAAUGGCUGAGCUCAGCUCUGCAAUUUACAUGUCUGGCAAUAGCCACUCUUUAUCCACAGCCUGCCUUCUAACUAAUCCUGGAACUACAGAGAUAGUGGGCUGUCGUGACAACUCUAUCCCAAGUAUUGAAGAAGGUGAAGCUGAGGCAAAGAGCCAGCACUGCUGUUUUCAAUUUUUUUCUUUGUUUUUUUUUUUCUUCUUCUUUUUUUGAGACGGAGUCUCACUCUGUCACCCUGAGUCGGGUACCAUGGUGUCAUAGCUCACAGCAAUCUCAAACUCUCAUACUCGAGCAAUUCUCUUGUCUCAGCCUCCCAAGUAGGUGGGACUACAGGCACCAGCCACAAUGGUGGGCUAGUUUUUCUAUUUUUAGGAGAGACGGGGUCUCGCUCUUGCUCAAGCUAGUCUCGAACUCCUAAGUUCAAGGGCUCCACCUGCCUUGUCCUCCCAGAGUGCUGGGAUUACAGGCAUGAGCCACCAUGCCCAGCCUUCUGUCUAGUUUAACUUAAUUCAUAGGAAGUUUCAACAUGAAUUUUGAACAUGUGGCUACUUUGAUCACUGGUUUAUCUGACAGGCUUGCUAAACUACACUAGCUGAUCAGACCCAAGGCAGAAGAACCACCUGAGAAUGUCAAUGACCAGUUUUCUUCUUCCUGUUAAGUGUGCUCAUCCCCCUUUCCAUCCACUUUUUGUGGUUUUAGUUCUUUUUUUAUUAUUAUUAUUGUUAAAUCAUAGCUGUGUACAUUAGUGCAAUCAAGGGGUACAAUGUGCUGGUUUCAUAUACAAUCUGAAAUAUUCUAAUCAAACUGUUCAACAUAGCUUUCAUGAGAUUUUCUUAGUUAUUGUAUGUAGACAUUUGUAUUCUGCAUUUAGUAAGUUUUGCCUGUACCCAUUCUAAGAUGCACUGUAGGUGUGGCCCCACCAAUUACCCUCCCGCCACCCCAACCUCCCCUCUCCCUUCCCCUCCCUUGGCCCUUUCCCCAUAUUCUUGUGCUAUAGUUGGGUUAUAGCCUUCAUAUGAAAGCUAUAAAUUAGCUUCAUAGUAGGGCUGAGUACAUUGGAUACUUUUUCUUCCAUUCUUGAGAUACUUUGCUAAGAAGAAUAUGUUCGAGCUCCAUCCAUGUAAACAUGAAAGAGGUAAAGUCUCCAUCUUUCUUUAAGGCUGCAUAAUAUUCCGUGGUAUACAUGUACCAGAAUGUUUAUUGCAGCCCAAUUCAUAAUUGCUAAGUCAUGGAAGAAACCCAAGUGCCCAUCGACCCACAAAUGGAUUAACAAAUUCUGGUACAUGUGGUUUUAGUUCUUGUUUGAUCACACCCAGGGCCUGUGCAGCACAAGUAAGAUGCUACACAAGAGCCACCUUGUGGUCACUGUUAACACAGCCAGUGAGGAAAAAUGGUGUCCCUGCAGACACAGCCCAUUGAUGAGCUUCUCCAAGCCUUGGCAUUCUUACCCCCAUCAGCUGUAUUUUGACAAAUACGUAAAAUGGCAAAAGUUGGCUACAGAGAAAGAAGUGAGGUACCAUCAGAAUUGUGGCCCAUGGAACCAGAAAAAAAGCCCAUAUGGCCAAGACAAUUCUUAGUAAUUAAAAAUAAACACAGAGGUAUCACCCUACCAGACUUAAGGCUAUAUUACAAGUCCACAGUAAUCAAAACAGCAUGGUAUUGGCACAAAAAUAAAGAUGUAAACAUAUGGAACAGAAUAGAAAACCAAGAGAUAAACCCAGUCUCUAGUUGCCAUCUGAUCUUUGAUAAACCAAACAAAAGCAUACGGUGGGGAAAAGAAUCCUUAUUCAACAAAUGGUGCUGGGAGAACUGGAUAACCACAUGUAAAAGACUGAAACUCGACCCACACCUUCCACCACUUACAAAAAUUGAUUCAAGAUAGAUAAAAGAUUUAAAUCUAAGACAUGAAAUGAUAAAAGUCAUAGAAGAAAGUGUGAGAAAAACUCUUGAUGAUGUUGGUCUGGGGAAAGAUUUCAUGACAAAGACUUUGUGGCAAUUGCAACGAAAAUAAACAAAUGGGACUUAAUUAAGCUGAAAAGCUUCUGCAUAGCUAAGGACAUAACAAAUGAAGCAAACAGACAACCUUCAGACAUUUGCAGGGUAUGGCUCUGACGAAGGGUUGAUAACUAGAAUCUAUAGGGAACUCUAAUUAAUCAACAAAAAAAGAUCAAAUAAUCCCAUCUACCACUGGGCAAGAGAUAUGAACAGAAACUUCUCUAAUGAAGACAGAUGAAUGGCUAACAAACAUUUGAAAAAAAUGCUCAUCGGCCAUGAUUAUCAGAAGUGCAAACCAAACCACCCUGAGAUAUCACCUAACCCCACAUCACAAAGUCUCAAAGCUGUAGAUGCUGGCGUGGAUAUGGAGGGAAGGGAACACUUUUCCACUGUUGGUGGGGCUGCAAACUAAUACAACCUUUUUAAAAGGAAGUAUGGAGAAUCCUCAGAUCCUCAAAUUAGACCUCCAACCUCCCAUCUGAUCUUGCAAUCCCAUUACUAGGCAUCUACCCAAGGAAAAAAAUAAUUGUAUCGUAAGGACAUUUGCAAUGGACUGUUUAUCGCAGCUUAAUGUACAAUUGCCAAAAUGUGGAAACAACUUAAAGGCCCACUGAUCCAGGAAUGGAUUAACAAGCUGUGGUAUGUGUAUACCAUGGAAUACUCUUUAGCCAAUAAAAAAAAAGGAGACUUUACAUCUUUUGUAUUAACAUGGAUGGAGGUGGAACACAUUCUUCUUAGUAAAGCAUCACAAGAAUAGGCAAGAAUCUAACAUACUCAAUUCUAAUAUGAAGGCAGUAGAUAAGCUAAUACAAGGGGUGGGGUAGGGGAAAUAGGUAAUGGGGAGAGAGAAGAAGGGAGGGGGAAGGGGGUCACAGUGUAUGGCACACCUCUUGAGCACCGGACACAGUAUAAAAGGGAUUUUAUAUAACAAAUGCAGUCCGUGCAACCUAAUUCUUUGUACCCUCAAUGAAUCCCAAACAAUAAAAAAAAAAUGGAGAAGCAAGAAUCCAAUGCACUCAAUUCUAAUAUAAAGCCAGUAGAUGAUCUAAUAUAUACCCACAUAAGGGAAAAACUCCAAUCAAUUCCAGGUGGGGGCUGGGAAAGGUGAGAGCAGGGAGAUGGGAGGAGGGAAAGGGAUGGAUGUGCUCCUACUUAAUGGACACAAUGUUAGGGUGUAUGGCACUCCUCUUGGGGGCAGGACACAAUUAGACGUGGGACUUUACCUAUCAAAAGAAGAAAAAGAACCGUGGCCCACUCCACUUCAGCUCCAGCUUGCUGUGUGACCUGAUGGAACUACUCCUCAUGGCCUGUUUCCCCCCCCCAUUACAUUGCAUGGGAAAUAAUGUUUUGAAUGCAGAUAAGGAUUUGAUUCUGGUUAGUGUUAAAUAGUUUGGAACAGUUAGUACAGACAAAAUUAGGCAUUAAUAAAAUUAAGAUUUUUAACGGGUGGCGCCUGUGGCUCAGUGAGUAGGGCGCCAGCCCCAUAUACCGAGGGUGGCAGGUUCAAACCCAGCCCCGGCCAAACUGCAACCAAAAAAAUAGCCAGAUGUCGUGGCAGGCGCCUGUAAUCCCAGCUGCUCGGGAGGCUGAGGCAGGAGAAUCGCGGAAGCCUAGGAGCUAGAGGUUGCUGUGAGUCCUGUGACAUCAUGGCACCCUACCGAAGGCGGUAAGGUGACAUUCUGUCUCUACAAAAAAAAAAAAAAAAGAUUUUUUACAUUAAUAUAAUGUUUAAUAUUAGCAUAAUGUUAACAUAAUAUUAAUAAUAUUAAGAUUUUUCCCUAAUGGGAAGAUUGAAUGAAACAUAUAAAGGAAUUUAAAAAAAUCCUUUUGUUUUGUUAAGGAGUUCAUGUCCCCCUGUUUAUGUUCCCCCCCAUUACCUUCUCAGGACCCUUAGCCCUGCCUCUACUGGGAAGUUGGGAGGCCAAACUAUUGUCCUGCCUAAUAACUGGCCAUCAUGGACCCUAGACAGAAGUAUAUUUUUCAGUGUCAAGUACAAAACAUUCUCACAGUAUUUCUUGGUCUGGCACUACUAUGGCCAGUAGAAUUACAGAAUUGGUUUAUUCCAACGAUUAUUAAUGGUAGAUUUAAAAUUAAGUAGGCUGCAAAGAUACAAGACAAAAGAAGACAAAACUAUAAACCAAUGUCCCUUAUGAAUAUAGAUUCAAAAAUUCUCAAAAAGAUCCUAGCAAACCAAAUCUAAUAGCAUAUUAAAAAGAUUAUACACUGUGACCAGGUGGGAUUUAUCUCAGAAAUGCAAGGCUGUUUCUUUUAUUAUUAUUAUUAUCAUUAUUAUUAUUAUUAUUAAGACAGUCUCACUCUGUUGCACUGGGUAGUGUGCUAUGGCAUCACAGCUCACAGCAACCUGCUCAACUAAUCCUCUUGUCUCAGCCUCUUGAGUAGCUGGAACUACACACACCAGCCAUGAUGCUGGCUGGUUUUUCAAUUUGUUGUAGAGACGGGAGUCUCUCUCUUGCUUAGUGUGGUCUUGACCUCCUGAGCUCAAGCAAUCCACCUGCCUCAGCCUCCCAGAGUGGGAGUAUCUGUUUUGAGUUCAGGGAGUGCAUAUAGCUGAGGAAGUACCUGAGAAUCCAGGAAUGGAGAAUAAAUGAAACCUUUAAGGUCUUUUGCUUGGGCAAUUUAGUUUUUUCCAUUUGUCUUUUAACUCCCUAAAACCUUCAAACCAAAAUUCCCCCUCAUCCCACAUUGAUACCUUAAAUCUCAAACUCUCAAUCCAAGUUUAAACCAUUCCCUGAAGGAAAGGAAAUGAGAAAAAGGAACAAAUGGCUUUGGAGGGAAUGGGGGUUGGUUUUUUAAACAUCUUUACACAACUCUAUCAAGUCAAUUCUAGAUAGGGCACAGAUCUUAAAGGACUAGAUAGUAAAUAUUUCAGGCAUGUAGUUGUGCCUGUGUCAGUUGCAACUAUUUGACUUUGACACUGUAGCACAAAAGUAGCUGCAGUGGCCAAGUACCAUGGCUCACUCCUGUAAUCCCAGCGCUCCAGGAUACUGAGUCGGUGGGUCACUUGAGUGCACAAGUUUGAGACCUGCCUGAGCAAAAGCAAAGCCCUCUCUACUAAAAAUAGAAAAAUUAUCCAAACUUAGUGGUAGAUGCCUGUAGUCCCAGCUACUUGGGAGGCUGAGGCAAGAGGAUCACUUGAGCCCAAGAGUUGGAGGUUGCUGUGAGCUGUGAUGCUACAGCACUCUACUGAGGGUGACAAAAUGAGACUCUGUCUCAAACAAACAAAACAAAAAAAGCAGCCACAGACAUUACAUAAAUUAAAAACUGGGUAUGGCUAUGUUCCAAUAAAACUUUAUUUGUAAAAACAGCUGCUUGGCCCACAGGAUAUAAUUUGACAACCCUUGAGUUAGAUCUGAAGGGGGGUUUUGUUGUUGUUG
Nycticebus coucang (slow loris) is the source of this 9257-nucleotide messenger RNA. RefSeq names its product thioesterase superfamily member 4 (gene THEM4). The transcript has 7 exons. The record is from RefSeq and is a predicted model, not a curated record. Bases 1 to 849 code for a protein of 282 amino acids. Lineage: Eukaryota; Metazoa; Chordata; Mammalia; Primates; Lorisidae.